AUGAGUUCAGAUGCCAGCCAAGGUGUGGUCACUACUCCUCCUCCCCCCAGCAUGCCUCACAAAGAGAGAUAUUUUGACCGCAUCAAUGAGAAUGACCCAGAAUACAUUCGGGAGAGGAACAUGUCUCCUGAUCUACGGCAAGACUUCAACAUGAUGGAGCAGAGGAAACGAGUUACUCAGAUCUUGCAAAGUCCUGCCUUUCGGGAAGAUCUGGAAUGCCUUAUCCAAGAACAGAUGAAGAAAGGCCACAACCCAACUGGAUUGCUGGCAUUACAGCAGAUCGCAGAUUACAUCACGACCAAUUCUUUCUCGGGCUUUACUUCACCUCCUCUCAGUCUCGGCAUGGUCACACCUAUCAAUGACCUCCCUGGGGCAGAUACAUCCUCCUACGUGAAGGGAGAGAAACUUACUCGCUGUAAGCUUGCCAGCCUGUAUAGACUCGUGGACUUGUUUGGAUGGGCACACCUGGCAAAUACCUAUAUCUCCGUAAGAAUAAGUAAGGAGCAAGACCACAUAAUAAUAAUUCCUAGAGGCCUGUCUUUUUCUGAAGCCACAGCCUCCAAUUUGGUGAAAGUCAAUAUCAUAGGAGAAGUGGUUGAUCAGGGAAGUACUAACUUGAAAAUUGACCACACAGGCUUCAGUCCCCAUGCUGCGAUCUAUUCAACACGUCCUGAUGUUAAGUGUGUGAUACACAUCCAUACCCUGGCAACAGCAGCUGUAUCCUCCAUGAAGUGUGGGAUCCUUCCAAUUUCUCAAGAGUCCCUCUUCCUGGGAGAUGUCGCCUAUUAUGACUACCAAGGGUCACUUGAUGAACAGGAGGAGAGAAUUCAACUACAGAAAGUUCUGGGGCCAAGUUGUAAGGUGCUGGUACUCAGAAAUCAUGGUGUGGUAGCCCUUGGAGAAACGAUUGAGGAGGCUUUUCAUUAUAUAUUUAAUGUGCAGAGAGCCUGUGAGAUUCAGGUGCAGGCAUUAGCAGGGGCAGGUGGAGUAGACAAUCUGCUUGUGCUGGAUCUUCAGAAGUAUAAAUCUUUCACUCAUGCUAUAGCAACAGAUGGAGGAGGAGGAGUGAAUAUGGGCUCCCAUCAAAAAUGGAAGGUUGGCGAGAUUGAGUUUGAAGGGCUGAUGAGGACUCUGGAUAAUUUGGGGUAUAGAACAGGCUAUGCUUAUAGGCAUCCUCUCAUUCGAGAGAAGCCUAGGCACAAGAGUGACGUGGAAAUCCCAGCAACUGUGACCGCUUUUUCCUUUGAGGAUGACACAGUGCCACUCUCUCCUCUCAAAUACAUGGCACAGAGACAGCAGCGUGAAAAAACAAGAUGGCUGAACUCACCAAAUACUUACAUGAAAGUGAAUGUGCCUGAGGAGUCUCGGAAUGGGGAAACCAGUCCCAGGACCAAAAUCACAUGGUUGAGAGCAGAGGACUCUUCUAAAGUUAGUAGUGGAACACCUAUCAAAAUUGAAGAUCCAAAUCAAUUUGUUCCUUUAAACACAAACCCGAAUGAGGUACUAGAAAAGAGAAAUAAGAUUCGAGAACAAAACCGGUAUGACUUGAAAACAGCUGGACCACAGUCGCAGUUGCUUGCUGGAAUUGUUGUGGACAAGCCCCCUUCUACCAUGCAAUUUGAAGAUGACGAUCAGGCCCCACCAGCUCCUCCCAACCCCUUCAGUCAUCUCACAGAAGGCGAGCUUGAAGAGUAUAAGAAGACAAUCGAGCGUAAACAGCAAGGCCUGGAAGAUGCUGAGCAGGAAUUACUCUCAGAUGACGCUUCAUCUGUUUCACAAAUUCAGUCUCAAACUCAGUCACCGCAAAAUAUCCCUGAAAAAUUAGAAGAAAACCAUGAGCUAUUUUCCAAGAGCUUCAUCUCCAUGGAGGUGCCCGUCAUGGUGGUGAAUGGCAAGGAUGAUACGCAUGAUGUUGAAGAUGAGCUUGCGAAGCGAGUGAGUAGAUUAACCACAAGCACGACCAUAGAGAACAUCGAGAUUACCAUUAAGUCUCCAGAAAAAAUUGAAGAAGUCCUGUCACCUGAAGGCUCCCCUUCAAAAUCGCCAUCCAAGAAAAAGAAGAAAUUCCGUACUCCUUCUUUUCUGAAAAAGAACAAAAAAAAGGAGAAAGUUGAAGCCUAA
Messenger RNA from Puma concolor (puma), 2121 nucleotides. Lineage: Eukaryota; Metazoa; Chordata; Mammalia; Carnivora; Felidae. The record is from RefSeq and is a predicted model, not a curated record.